AUGGGUAAGCGCAAGAAGUCCAGCCGCCAACCGCAAGGGCCCCGCAAGCGGGAGCCUCUUCCGACGGCAUUCUCCUGUCUCUUCUGCAACCAUGAGAAUUCGGUGGUGGUCAAGCUAGACAAGAAACUGGGCCUGGGCGACCUGUCCUGCAAGGUCUGUGGCCAAAAGUUUCAGACGGGGAUCAACUAUCUCUCUGCGCCUGUGGACGUGUACUCCGACUGGGUCGAUGCAUGCGAUGCCGUUGCAAAGGAUACGGCCAACCAGUACGAGACUGGUCCGCCUCGCUCCCGCGCGGCCGACCCGUCGGAGACGCAGAAUACCUAUGAUGAUGAUGAUUACUGA
Molecule: messenger RNA, 342 nt
Organism: Penicillium riverlandense
Lineage: Eukaryota; Fungi; Ascomycota; Eurotiomycetes; Eurotiales; Aspergillaceae
Product: transcription elongation factor 1 family protein
Exons: 4
Coding region: 1-342 (113 amino acids)
Biological process (GO): transcription elongation by RNA polymerase II
Cellular component (GO): transcription elongation factor complex
Molecular function (GO): RNA polymerase II complex binding
Source: RefSeq, a predicted model, not a curated record